Molecule: messenger RNA, 1212 nt
Organism: Durusdinium trenchii
Lineage: Eukaryota; Dinophyceae; Suessiales; Symbiodiniaceae
Source: the annotation of a GenBank genome assembly
AUGGACGUGGAACCUGAGCAUGACCAACAAGAGGCCGGCUCUGACCAGGAAAGUGAAAGCGUGGAGGUCGAGAUCGUGGAUGGAGUUUGUCCUGCCUGUGAUCAGGAAUUUGGGAACCCUGAUGAGGACGCUGACGGUGACACCUCCAUCACGGUGACUUCUGCAAAGGGAGACAACCGAGCGUUGUGUCACAGGUGCUUCUACAUUGGUCGCGGAUCCCUGGGAAAAUUGAAGAUGAUUGAUUUGGUAAAACUCCUGAAAAAAUCCACAGCUUUGAGAAAGAAGUUCAGGAGUCUUAGAAAGGCUCAUUUGAAGGCUGUGCUGAAGAAUCCGAAAGCCAAGCCCAGACACCAGGUUUUGGACUUGAAGCACUACACCAAGAAGAAGCAAUCUAACUAUGAAGCUGAGUGGACAGAGCUCAGCGCAUACUUCAAUGAGAAAGCUCCAGCAGAUGUUCGCAAAAAGGUUCUUGGACUCAAGCUGCAACAGGACGACCGUGGCAUUGAGGGAGUCCUGGUUAUGGCAGAUAGUUCCAAAAAGAAGGUGCGGAUUGGAAGCAAGGUGUCCACAGAGAGUGUGAGGCAAGCUGAACACGAAAGCGGAACCGCCCGGAACCAAGCCCAUGAGAAGGAGUCAGAGAAGCUCCAGAUGCAGAUCAAUGAAAAGGCUGAGGAGGAUGAAGCUUUAGGUGGUCCUCUUGAAGCCCCAGACGAGCCUGAGGAGGAAGAUGGCCACGCCUCAGACUCCGAAUCCUCCGAUGCUGGGUUCAAUCUCAUGAGGGAUUCUAAGAUGAAAGCGUCAGCAUCCACCAGGAAACCCAAGACCAAACGGUCAGAGGAGAUCAAGAAGCCCUCAGAGUCUAUCCCCGUGACAGAGGCGAAGUCGAAGCAAACCCGAAAACCUGACAAGGACCUGAUUCCCAAGGGUGAGUCCACCGUUUUGGACUUGCGGCGUUUCUCUGAGACAGGUUUCUUGGCUGGGACUGUCAAGGAGAAGGAUUGGGGGUCCAAGCUCACCAAAGCUUUGGCUUUGGCCAGCCAACUGGAGCAAGUCAUGAACAAUGACAUGUGCAAGGACCUCGCCAAGACUCUCACAGAGGAGGCAAAUGGCGUCAGCAAUGCAAUGGAUACUGUCAAGGUCUUUCGCAACAUGACUCCAGCUGUGGCUGCUCGAGAGCUCAUCGCUUUGUCUGACGAGUUCCUGAGCAGAAUG